Messenger RNA from Sorex araneus (European shrew), 1245 nucleotides. RefSeq names its product coiled-coil domain containing 166 (gene CCDC166). Lineage: Eukaryota; Metazoa; Chordata; Mammalia; Eulipotyphla; Soricidae. The record is from RefSeq and is a predicted model, not a curated record. Bases 1 to 1245 code for a protein of 414 amino acids. The transcript has 2 exons.
AUGGCGCCCAAGAAGCGCCCGCCGGCAGUGCGGCCGCUGCCUGAGCGCGUGCAGUAUCUGCAGCGCGAGUACGUGCUGCUGUCGGAGCUGCUGGGCGCCUGCGAGCAGCGCGUGGACCGGGUGCUGCAGGAAAACGCCUUCCUGGACCGCGAGGCGCUGCGCCUACGCGAGGAAAACCGUCUCUACGCCAGUUUUGUGAGCAUGCGCGCGCAGCGCUGCGCCAACGCCAUCGUGGGGCUGGACGAGCAGAACCGUGUGGACCUCACGCAGAUGCAGUUGCAGCGGGCGGAGCUCGAGCAGCUCUACCACGGCCGCGAGGACUGCGUGCGCGCGCAGCUGCAGGAGACGGAGGCGCGCGCGGCGCUCCUGGCACAGCAGGUGCAGGAGCUGCAGCCCUACAAGGAGCUGCAGCUGGAGCAGCUGGCCCGGAUCCGGGCGCUGGAGCGCGAGCUGCUGCACAAGCGCGUGGAGCACACGCAGCUGCUGCACCGCGUGAAGCGGCGCUUCCAGGACGACCGGCUGGCCUUUGAGCGUGAGGCGCGCCAGCGUGUGCAGUCCCUGGGGCGGCGCGCCGAGCGGGAGGCGACGCGUGCGCUGCUAGCGCACACGCAGGCCAUCCGGGUGGAUAAUCGGCGCCUGCGGCUGGAGCUGCUGCGGCUGCUUAGCCGGGCCCAGGUGCUGCACGACAUGCGGCGCCAGCUGCUGCAACAGCGCCAGCAGCUGCGGCAGGAGCACGAGGACGUGCGGCACCUGGCGCGGGUGCAUGACUGGCUGCGCCGGGAGCCCGGGGGCCCGCCACUGUGGCAGCGGCCACCCUUCACCCUCCGCCCCAGCGUAUUGGACAAGCAUCCGACGCCCGUGGUAUCCACCUCCUCAACUCUUUCCACCUCCCGGCGGAUCCCGGUUUCCGCCCCAUCCCACACCCGGACUGAACUGCCCCCUUGCUUGUCCCAGUCGUCCAUGCAGAAGGCCUCCAGGGCGGGCUCAAGGGCCCUGUCACUGUUCUCGUCCAAGGCAGACUCACAGGGCCUGUCCUUGACCCAAUCCCAUCCCGAAUCCCACAUCAUGUCUCUGCCUGGGUCCCAGCCCAGCUCCCGGGCCCUGUCCUUGGCCAGCAGCUCCCAGGGCACCUCCCCCCCGCGCCCCCACCUGAGUUCCCAGGUCUCCCUGAGGCCUUCUCACAAUACUCUCCCCUCUGCCAAAGCCGAAGGGACCCUUGUCAAGGAAGGCAGCAAGCAAUACUGA